AAACGCCAUCUCACUUCUCUAGAAUUUUAUGUAUUCAAAUGAAUUUAGAGCAAAAAAUUGUCUGAUUGUUUACGAUUUCUUAAUAUUUCUGCUGCAAUCUAUUCUAUGUUUUUCUCGAGUUGUUUCCUUUUGACAGUUUUGGCCAAACAGAAUUAAAUAAACCAAGGUUGCCAAGAGAUUUUUUUAACUAUCUUCUGACCCGUGGCGUCGACUAGAGCAUACUAGAGGCGUUAUACUAUAGGUGGACCGCAAUGUCAAAAUUGCUGUUCGGCCAUUGCUCGUGAAAAAACAAAUUUGUUUACAAAGCAAAUCAUAUCUUUUGGUGACAAAUGCAUUCGUUGGCAAAAUAGCUGCUCGCGCUUCACUGUAGGCAGGUAAUUUUCUGGAUUUUUUUGUAUAACAAUUUCUCAUAAUUGCUUCUACUUUUUCAGAUAUCUACAAUCAGCGGUCGAAUUAAAAACAGUGCAGAAGGAUGUUUUGAGUAUAUUUUACCUUCUAGCCGCGCAAUCAAUGCUUUUCUUUCCAAGCAAGCAGCGUUUUUCGGCAAAAGCAUGAAAUAGAAUCGUACGUGGUACGAAUUUAUCGGCACAAUCUGAUCAAGGACGGAGGCAUCAUCAAACGGAAACUACGCGAAAAACUUUUCGAAGAGAUAAAACUGCGCCGCAACACUCGUGUGAAAAUGGACGAGUUGGGCUGGGUGCUGAUGAACCACAAUUUGAUAACACGUAAUGAGCCAAUCCAACAGCAUGCCAAUGGUAAUCGACCAAAUCAUUUUAAAUUGAACAUGGAGCGGUUGUGCAACCUACUGGAGCAGCAAGAACAGAACAAUCACGCUGAGUUGACUUCCAAAAAGCAAAACAAAUUCCUGCGUAUGCUGGAUGCAAUUUUACAAAACGACAUAGUUUUGAAGGAAAUUAAAGAGAUGGUAGCGGAGAAUCGACUUCUAUCGGAAAUUCGUUAUGUGACUACGGUGGAACGUAUGCUGAAACACAAUUUGGACCCCUCUUUGCGCUGCUGCUUUGUAUGCCGAGAGUAUUUCCGCACUGCCGAUGAGUAUACCAGUCAUUUCGAAAAAUUGCACGGUGAGAAAUUUCUUAUUGUUGCGGCGGUGGAUCGAUUUCAGACUAGUCAAAAGUUCAACGUUCUACAUCACUACAAUGCCCUUAAUCCGGUGACAAUAUUCACGAUUUGCAACGUAUACCACACAGCCCUAAUAAAAAAAAACAAGAAAAGACGGGUCUAAUAUUUUACAAUAAAGUCUACAAUCUACCACUUUCCACGAAAAUCGGAGAACCACUAUAUCGGUUAGACAUGGAAUGGCUGAUACAUAUAAGGCAGAAAAAAUGUUUAACUUUGGAAUUCAACAUCCUAUAUUUCCUCGUACCAUUAAGUUCAUGGCGCAUUUGAUGUCGGUCAUCGUAACUGCUUCUAUGGAAAUGACGUGAGCAUAUGAUUUGAUUUUUGAUUUUUAUCUCCAUCUCGGAGAAAAGUGUGGUAAACAAUGUCCGGGUUAUUUUUCGUUAUGAGAACCUUGUUUCCACAUCCUUUUACUGCACAAUAAUACGGCAUCUGAAGUAAAUAAAAUAUUCACAAUAUAAUUUUGGCAUGAUAGAGAACCGCGAGAUGAACGAUUAUCUGUGGAGGAGUUGGACAACAGAUUUCUUAGACUUAUAGCACUUUUAUCACACUCACAAGCUAAUCAAAUCCUCACUGUCCCCCAAAAAUAUUGAAUAAUAUAUAAUUUUUUACCAAAAUAUAUAUUUUAUUAAGGCACGUAGCUUGACGGGGCCGGGAGUCCAAUAUUUUAACAAUUUUUGUCUUACAACUAUGUUAGUAAUAUGUAACCGAUUACUCGCGGUUGGCUCGAGGUUAGUAUUACAAAGAUCUCAUAAUUGGGAUGUUGCAGUCUCCAGUACUAUGUAUGUGUGG
Toxorhynchites rutilus septentrionalis is the source of this 1929-nucleotide messenger RNA. RefSeq lists its product as uncharacterized. The record is from RefSeq and is a predicted model, not a curated record. Lineage: Eukaryota; Metazoa; Arthropoda; Insecta; Diptera; Culicidae. The coding region runs from base 680 to 1243 and encodes 187 amino acids. The transcript has 3 exons.